Messenger RNA from Vigna umbellata (rice bean), 1462 nucleotides. RefSeq names its product expansin-A10-like. The record is from RefSeq and is a predicted model, not a curated record. Gene Ontology annotation, cellular component: extracellular region. Lineage: Eukaryota; Viridiplantae; Streptophyta; Magnoliopsida; Fabales; Fabaceae. Gene Ontology annotation, biological process: plant-type cell wall organization.
CUUGUGCCUUCCAAGGUCUAUAAAUUGAGUACCAGCCCCCUUCACUUUUCCUUCACUCAUCCACUUCACAUUGUCUCUCACACUGAAAUUCAACCUUCUCUGUCAAAGAAAAUGGCUCAAUUUGGUUUGCUGGUCUUGGUGGGGCUUCUUCUCACAAUGUUCUCCUCUGCCUAUGGCUAUGGCUAUGGUGGAGGCUGGGUUAAUGCGCACGCUACCUUCUAUGGAGGGAGUGAUGCAUCUGGAACAAUGGGUGGGGCUUGUGGGUAUGGGAACCUCUACAGCCAGGGUUAUGGAACAAACACUGCUGCUUUAAGCACUGCUUUGUUCAACAAUGGUCUGAGCUGUGGUUCAUGCUAUGAGAUAAGGUGUGUGAGUGACCACAGAUGGUGCCUUCCCGGUUCCAUUUUGGUCACUGCCACCAAUUUCUGCCCUCCAAAUAAUGCCUUACCCAACAAUGCAGGAGGGUGGUGCAACCCUCCCCUGCACCAUUUUGACCUCUCUCAACCUGUUUUUCUGCGCAUUGCACAAUACAAAGCAGGAAUCGUGCCUGUGUCCUAUAGAAGGGUGGCCUGCAGAAGAAGGGGUGGCAUAAGGUUCACAAUCAAUGGUCACUCCUACUUCAACCUGGUCCUGAUAACAAACGUAGGAGGUGCUGGGGAUGUGCAUGGUGUGGCCAUAAAAGGUUCAAGAACUGGGUGGAUGCCAAUGUCCAGGAACUGGGGUCAGAACUGGCAGAGCAACAACUAUCUCAAUGGCCAAAGCCUCUCCUUUAAGGUCACAGCUAGUGAUGGCCAGACAGUGGUGUCCUACAACGUUGCCCCUGCUGGGUGGUCCUUUGGACAAACAUACACUGGUGCUCAAUUCCGCUAGGGACCAUAAUCAUUCACCACUGCAAGUUCAAAUAUUUAGAUACACCACUAUAUAUAAAUAUAUGUUUCUAUAAUUUCUCAAUUUAAGUGUUAGUAUGACGACUCAACAGUAUACUAAGGUAUUAUAUAGUAUGCUACUUGGUGGAGGGGUGGGGUCAAUUGGUAUUAUUCUUGGGAUCAUAAAAUGGUUAAGGCUUAUUUUAAGCUGGCUCUUAAUCAUAAGGGGUUCCCCAUUCUUAGGGUCUUUUUUACUAUUGGGGUAUUUUUCAUUUUUGGAAGUAUUUUUCAACCUUUCUGCUGCUGAAAGCUAGCAGAGAUGGAGUUUUCAUAGUUUAUGUGACCUACUAAAUUGGAGGAGGUGGACUAUGUUGUACCACCCGCCGUUAGUAUUGCAAUUUUUACUUUUACUUUUGUUCACCGUUGUGAUUUUUAGAAACAUUGUUUGCUACUCAUAUGUUGUAAGCAACCUUGGCUGUAUCCAACUUUCUAAGUGUCUUAGUAUGUCUUUCUUUGUAUUCAACUUUCAAAGUGUAAAUUUCCCUAUUUCUACAAUAUGGAAUGUUGCUGUAAUUUACUAUCACAAGCUCCUUCUC